Carica papaya (papaya) is the source of this 659-nucleotide messenger RNA. Its product is annotated as Ribosomal protein L34. Gene Ontology annotation, cellular component: ribosome; mitochondrial large ribosomal subunit. Gene Ontology annotation, molecular function: structural constituent of ribosome. NCBI's taxonomy places the organism in Eukaryota, Viridiplantae, Streptophyta, Magnoliopsida, Brassicales, Caricaceae. Gene Ontology annotation, biological process: translation. The record is from RefSeq and is a predicted model, not a curated record.
UGGCCUGGAAUUGGAUCGUACGGUGACCCGAUAAGCCACUCUCGUUCUCAGGCUUUCACGUUGAGGAUAACAUUACAGAGGGAGGUGACUGAGAGCUCGAUACAUCAAAGAAAUACAGCCUGAAAAUGGCUUCAGUAUCUCUGGCAGCAUCCACUGCAUCAACGCCAUGGCUAACAAACAGAGGCUUUACUAGUCGCAUUCCUUCAGCUUCUCUCUCAAUCCUCACUGGUUCUAGGAGGAGGAGCUCUUCAUCUCUUAAUGUGGCUGUAGGUGUAAACGCAACUCGUUUUGGGUUGCUUCACUGUUCCUUCGUUCCUUCUUCUUUGUCCCUCGCGUUUCCUUCUUCUUUUUCAGGUUUGUCCUUGGGGUUGGGUCUAAAUUGUAACAUAGGGGUUAAGGAGGCACGUCGAGGCCUAGUGGUGAGAGCUGGGAAGGCAGCUCUUUGUCAGACCAAGAGGAAUAGAUCUCGAAAGUCUUUGGCACGGACACAUGGCUUCCGCAGGAGAAUGAGAACCACUAGCGGCAGAGCUGUACUGAAGCGCCGACGUGCCAAGGGAAGAUGGGUUCUUUGCCCCAAGUCCAAUCCUAACAGUGGGAAACGUGCUUAAGGGUUUGGAAAGAGACUUCAUGAGUUAUGAUGGUUCCUGCUACAUUGAAAA